Colletotrichum phormii is the source of this 2421-nucleotide messenger RNA. RefSeq lists its product as uncharacterized. Bases 1 to 2421 code for a protein of 806 amino acids. Lineage: Eukaryota; Fungi; Ascomycota; Sordariomycetes; Glomerellales; Glomerellaceae. The record is from RefSeq and is a predicted model, not a curated record. The transcript has 2 exons.
AUGACUAUCUCGUCUUCGGCACUUCCCAACAUUCUAAGCACUCUAUCACCGAGCACAGAACCACCUUCCACUGUUAUUCCCUCUUCCUUGGGAGCUUCCACUUCUGCCAGGGCAGAUUCGACCACCGCGAGGUCUGACGUCGUUUCCACUGACUUGUCAGCCCAGGACUCUACCUCAACCUCUGCCAUCUCACCUGGUUCUAGCAUCUCUUCAUCCGACCUGAACACAAACGUCGACUCUAGUAGUCUCUCUGCGUCACCCACAACAUCUGGCUCUAGCUUGGUGACACCAACAGCAACUUUUGUGACGUCUGUGGUUUUUCUCACAGGGACUGAGUCCUUCACUGCCACAGGCCUGGUCCCUCUCACCACUAUUUACCCAAGCAAUGGUGACGCCCCAAUCCUGGUUUUUGGCGCGGCUAGAAGACUCUUUGCUUCAGUUGCUGUGCCUUAUUCCGGUACGGGUAUCAUCACCGGACCCCAGCAAGUGAGCAUCGUGUUGCCAAGUGGUUCAGGCUCACUAGUGGUCGGAACAAUCGUCUACGCAACACCUGACCCUCUUGUGACUACUGAGGUAGACUACACGGGACUAGGCACCCUCACCUCGCCUCUUCCAUUGACCACCAUCUAUCAAUCUGGUACUGUCCCCGGGACCGUCAUUGUGGCAAGGCCGGCCAUCUUUGCUACGUCUGGAACCAGUUCUACUGUCGGUUCCAGUGCUUCGAGCGAAUCCUCCACUUCUAUCGACUUCAUUACGACAUCGCAGUCCACAAGCUUGGUUGGAAGUAGUUCGUCGUUAGAGACUAGCUCUGUUUCAACAUCCAGUUCUCCGCUUGACUCUAUCUCAACCUCUGUUUCCUCUAGGAGCUCAUCAAGACUGAGCGAUGUUUCCGAGUCUAUCACCUCGAGCUUGCCUAUUGUCCUAGCUGAUUCCAGUACAUCGAGCGAAGUACAGCUGGGAUCAAGCAGCCUUGCAGCGGUUUCCUCAUCAACUUCAUCCGAUAGAUCCACUUCGACGAUUGGUGAUCUGAGCUCUUCCUCAAUCAUUUCAGUCUCCUCAGUCGGUUCCACUCCAAGCCCAGAGCCGAUAAGCUCCAGCGCAACACCGACGGAUGUCGGCUUCUCAACCAGCGGCAGCAUCGAUCCGGCGUUACUGAGCAUGUCUUCAAGCUCGACAAGCGAUGUCAUUUCGUUGGCCUCCACGAGCGAAACCUCCGCUUUCCCAAGUCCGACGACAACAUCAGCUGAGCUAGACACCACAGUAACCCAAGGAACAUCGCAGUCGUCUGAAACAAGCAUCGGAGUGUCUUCUCCCAACACUAUCGAAUCGAGCGACUUUGCGUCUUCGUCUCUUGCGUUAAUAUAUUCUACUGCUUCUUCUCCUGAUAUCAGUUCUACCACUGAUACUUCUUCGAUCGAUGUCACGACUACCAUCGAGUUUCCUUCGUCUUUGGGAAGUGGCUCUUCGUCCGAAAGUACCAUUCCAAUUAUUCCCUCGACCUCGGAUCAGACCGUCAUCUCUAGUUCAGCUCCUCCAGCAUCUGCCCUCUACGACAGCAUCCAGGUACCCUUCACAGGUACUGAUCAGUUAUCCACUCCGAUUCCUAUCAGUACGGUACUUCCGAGCGGGAGCAUUCGUGGAACCAUUGUCUAUGCCGCGCGGUUCCUCACGUCGACAGUGUCGGGUCCGGGUCAAUCCACCGUCACCCUUUCGACCAUCCAGCCUUCUGGAACACAAUCUCUUGGCUUGGUAGUCAUUGCAGUCCCUGCCUCUCUAGAGCCGUCGACGACGCCGUCUGUCUCGUCUGAUAACGGAGGAGCAUUUCCCAGCGAGAUCAGCUCUGAGUCAUCAGCAGCUUCACUCACAACUUCGGUAACUUUGGCAUCUUCGGCAGCUGAGAAAAGCAACACCAGCUUGAGUGGAAGCACCGACAGCACUGGAACUAUCGAACCUAGCACAAGUCUUGAAUCAACUAGCGUCGCAACGACAUCCAGCGAAGUCGCAAGCACGAGCGCCAUCAACACCGGAACAGAUACAGCCUUUGCUUCUCUGCUUACAACCAGCGAUUCGAGCUCUUUGAGCGACGCUCUUUCAACGUCUCAGAGUAGCAGUACCUCUUUCGAGGCCCUCAGUACUGAGACGAGCGCUAGCACUUCGAGUACUAUCAGAUCAGGAGCCAGCAGCUCCAUUUCUACCGAUGGAACCUCAACUGAAGCCAGUUCUUCGAUCUCUUCCACUGUCUCGAGCUUCUCCAUUGGGUCUCUCACCACAGCUACGGAAGCUGACAGCAGCGACAGCGUCUCAAAGACUAGCAGCACCAGCGACUUCGAGACAGUUCCCACAGCACUUGCUUCUCUGAUAUCCACCACCGAUUCCAGCUCCGUGUUUGGCUCAUCCACUACAUUUGACCUCAAGCAUUGA